AGAAGGAAAAAAAUACAUUGCACAUCCAAUGGAAUGGAUUAAUAAUUGACAGUAGCUAGAUAGCUGCUCGAAAGUAAUCAUUUCAACCACAAAACAGAUGUGAUUAUCAAAACGGGUAUUCUGGACGCUUGUUUUUUAAGUCUCUAAAUAUAUUUGCGUCAGUCCAUAAAUGACUGUCCUAUCUGAGGAGACGGUGUUUCCAGGUCUGAAUAGCUAAACUAGUUAGCUAGCUACCCACUGCUAGCUGGUUAGCGGAUACAUUUCUGCGAGCUAACAUUAGGUGGCCAGUUUUGGUUUGGUAUCUGUGGUUAAUCCGAAAAUUGUAUUUGUGUCUCAUCAUUUUUAGCAGUGCCGGUGAUGUGUUUACUUAUUUCGUUGCAGUUUAAACGUGUUUUAAAGGCACGACUUAACGUUAACGUUUUGACUCCUUUGGCUGUAGGCUAGCUAGGUAGCUAGUAGAAGGUCAACAUUGUUGAACCCUGCUAGCUACAGCUGACUACAGUGGGUGGGAUAGACACUUCUCAGCAAACCGUCAGCUACAGCUAUGCGCAAUGAGGUAUAAACAGAGUGGGUGUUUCAGCUAUCCAGAUAUAGACAGUUGUUCAUUAGUUAGUCAUUAGCUAGCUAACUGGGAAAGUAGCUAUAACGUUACCUGCUGGCUGAAGUUACUCAAUUCUCUCCAACCAUGAUCAAGUUGAUGCGCACGAAAAUACCUCAAUAACAACAGCCAAUACCUGGAAAUAUGGAUUUCACGUGGACUUCAGCCAUACUUAAAAAUCCCCCGAUUCUACUUUCAAAAUUACAUUUUCAGACAACUGUCUUAGCUACUUUUUGAUUUUUGCUGACAGGACAACUUUCCCUGUUUUGUUUUGGAGAGUAGUGGUUUGACUUGGGAUCUCUGGUAGAUUUUUGAAUGUAAUUAUAGUUAGUUUCUUUCUCAAUAACAGGUAGGCCUAACUUUUUUUCUCUAACAUAAGAUGUUCUGUUAUUGUUAAUGUGUUAUUAUUGUUAGAUGUCGAUUAACCAUUGAUGACAGCUACAUUUGUCAACCGUCUUGUUCAGAAUUUGUUUAACUACAGUGGAAUUUGUGAAUCAAAUUUCGUUGUAGUACAGAAUAACAUACAAUCACAGUGCUCAUCUGUCUUUGCCCCCACAAAGUGGACGAUGAAUGGCCUAUCUGUCAGUGAGCUAUGCUGCCUGUUCUGCUGCCCCCCCUUUCCGAGCCGUAUUGCUGCCAAGCUUGCCUUCCUGCCUCCUGAGCCUACAUAUUCCCUCCUCCCAGACCUGGAGGGGUCUGCAGCCCCGGGGACAGCAGGGACCGCAGGGCUAAGAUCCAGAGGUAGUGGGGUACAUGGAGUUGCUGUAGGGGGUUCAGGCAGCACUGGUCCUGCAGAAGGAAAAUGGAAGCUCCACCUGACAGAGCGAGCUGAGUUCCAGUAUUCCCAGAGAGAGCUGGAUGCUACAGAGGUGUUCCUUACCCGCUCCAGUCGUGGCAACAGAGUGGGCUGCAUGUACAUCCGCUGUGCCCCCACUGCCAGGUUAGUCACGUGUGUGUGUGUGUGUGUGUAGGUGCUUGUGUGUACACCUUGGCUCAUUGAGGCCCUUUUGUUUCACCAUGUGUCACACAUCCUAGUAUGAAAAUGUAUGCACUCACUAAACUGUAAGUCGCUCUGGAUAAGAGCAUCUGCUAAAUGACUAAAAAUGUUUGUUUUUUAAACAUCCUCUGAUAAACUCACCUCCUUUUCCUCUCAUCUUGUUUUUGUUAUGCCAUUCUUUUCCCUCUUGCUUGUGUCCUAUUUCUUUACUUCCUGGACUUGCUUCCUCAUUGUGUCGGGCUAUCUCAAACCUGUUCUCUUCCUGCUUUCCUCAUUCAUUGUUCAUUACAUUUUACAUUUUAGUCAUUUAGCAGACACUCUUAUCCAGAGCGACUUACAGUUAGUGAGUGCAUACAUUUUUCAUACUGGCCCCCCGUGGGAAACAAACCCACAACCCUGGCGUUGCAAGCGCCAUGCUCUACCAACUGAGCUACAGGGGACUUCUUUGACCUACCAAUACCAUUCUCCUGGUUCUUACCCCAAUUCAUGCUCUCAUUUUUUGCCUGUGGUCUUGUAAGAUGAUAUUGGUGAGUUGUGAUAGUCUGAUUUGUCUAUUGGUGAUUGAUAGUCUGGUAUGCUGAGUUUAUACAUUAUUAUGUUUUUAUAUGGUAUGGCUUCAGGUAGCCUACUUGUUGCUCUUGUUGAUUUAUUUCAGUAAUCAACUAAAUUGAUUUGAGAAGAUAUGGACUGGGUCCUGUUACUCUUGAUGUAGUGCCAGUGUCACACGUGAAUGCAAUGUAAUAUGGCACUCCUUGUUCAGGGUCACAUUUUGAGCAAAAAGCCCAAGAGCAAAGCAAUGACUUACUGUAUGGGAGGGGCAGAGUCUCUUUAAAGAAUAGAGAGUAUCCAGUUGCUUUAGGGAGCACAGCUUGAAUUCAUGAAUAGAAAGCACAUGGAUGAUGCCUGCGGAAUAGCAACCCUAUUAUUCAUGUAGUACAGAACAAGUAAAAAGACAGGAAUUAAACUUAGUGAACUAGUCCUCUCUUGAGUCUGUGGCCAUAACCAUAACUUAAUCAACACAUUCAAGUCCCAUUCAAAUAGGUAAUUCCUGAGGUUUUAAUGGGAAUCUGCUAUUCACACAGUACAGGUCAGGAUAGGUAAAAAGACCAGGUACGGUCUGUCUUAGUAACCUAGUCGUCUCUCUGUGGCCUCUCUCACCAGGUUCACAGUGCUGUUCUCCCACGGCAACGCGGUGGACCUUGGCCAGAUGAGCAGCUUCUAUAUCGGCCUGGGAACGCGUAUCAACUGCAACAUCUUCUCCUACGACUACUCCGGCUACGGUGUCAGCACGGGCAAGCCUUCAGAGAAGAACCUCUACGCUGACAUUGACGCUGCCUGGCAGGCCCUGCGCACACGGUACGUACGGCACCGCCGCAACGCACAGGGCUGGGCAGGCUGGGGCUCUAUACAUCAUGUCAGGGAGGGACGGCUGUGUAGUCAGUGGGAGAUGUCACCUUACAGAGGGAGUGGGGUAAUGUCACACAAUGACAGGCUCAUGCAGCUAAUGGACUCAUUAGUUUGAUGGGAUGCUUUGUUAUCAAUGGCUGUCCUUGGAUAGGUGUGUUGGAGUUAUGGAGCUACAGCUGGUUUUUAUGUUAGGCAUGCCAUGUUCGCAGACAUUUGUUACCCGUUUACUCCUAGAUUUUUAUUAUCACAGUUUAGGCUUCAUAGGAUGGAUUUAUGUUUAAAUUGUUUUAGUGUUUGCCACUCCUAGCUUUUCCCUGACAUGAUUGUGUUUAAUUCCUCUUUCUUCCUGGUUGUGAUCAGAUAUGGCAUCAGCCCAGAGAACAUAAUCCUGUACGGGCAGAGCAUUGGCACUGUACCCACGGUCGACCUGGCAUCACGGUAUGAGUGUGCCGCCGUGGUGCUCCACUCCCCCCUCACCUCUGGCAUGCGGGUGGCCUUCCCAGACACCAAGAAGACCUACUGCUUUGAUGCUUUCCCCAAGUGAGUAACCCACAACACCUUCCUCCUUAUCGCUUUAUCUUCAACUCUUGACUGCUUGUCUGUUUGUCUGUCUGCCUGUUGGCAUUUUCACAUAAUAGCACAUGAUGAGAUUAGCAAAUAAGUGUAGAACUGGAAAUGUCAGGGGCAAAAGAUAUGUCCAACUAAAAGAAUAACUGCAAUCUCUUUCAUGUAUUUCAUUAUUCAGUCUCUCUCUCUGGGGAAACAGCCUCGGCACAUCUGAGUCAUAACUGAGUCAUCUCUCACUCUGCAUCAGAUCAUAAGCAGGUGUCGUAAACACUGACUCCUCCAGUCAUUUGAUCAUAUCAUCUCCCUUUAUUAUGUAAAAUGUGAUGGUGUGGUAUUUGAGCCAUUAGAAUCACAUGCUGGUUCACUGAAUAGGAUUCCAUUACAGUCCAGUACAGUACCAGGCAGUGCCAGUGUAGGAGUAGAGUAGGUGAUGGGGACGGGGAUGCCUCUGCUCUGUGGUGAAAGCCUCCAGUGUUCUCCUCCACCACCCUGAGUUAGGCCACCCUUGGGUGCCUGUUGCCCAGGUGGCUCUCCCACUCCCCAGCCCACACUGACUCCCAUACUCCAGGAGUAGGCAACUAGAUUCAGCCGAGGAAUGAUUUGUGUCCAAGCGGAUGGUGGGAAAAUAAUUAUGAUAAUUUGUACACUUGAACACAAAAAGUAAACCCAAAAAGAGAUUGUAUUUGAAAAUAACAAUAAUUUCAUACCUUGAUUACAUUGAGACACGAUCACGUCUCUUUCUAUUUGUAGGAAUACUACUUUUUUUGCCGAAUUCCUUGUGAUUUUACAGUCUUUUUUGACAAACUAAAAUCUUUGGGGGCCCCAAAAAAUCACCCACAGGCUGGUUUUGGUCCACAGGCCGCCUGUUUCUGAACCCUGCCAUACGCCAUCCAGUCAGUGGACUCCCAGUAAUGUAAUACUAGCUUGGUUCAGAUCUGUAUGUGCUUAUAGCCAACCCACAGUUAUGUUGGGGACGGAGGGAGGACUGAGAGUACUCUCUUCCUUCUGAACUAGCAGAUUGAGCUGAGCUGAGCUGGGAGAUGCAUUUACAUGCAGCAGGAUUGUGUUCUCAUUAUUAUCUACCCUCUGUCCUGUUUGUUCCUCGACCUGUUAGACAACAGUUGCUGGUCAGUGCUCACAGUUGCAGGGCAUGUUGCACUAACUGGCCAUGCUAGAACAGACAGAAGUCUGUACAAUGCUUUCUGUCCACGGUUACCCUUUAAGAGCAUACUUAGUUAUAACAAUGUUGUUACACACAUGGCAAUCUAGUGACUACCUUUGCUUCCCUUAUCCCCAGUCUCUGUAACUCCAUUGCCCAUUGUCUCUCUCUCUGUCAGCAUUGAGAAGGUGUCUAAGAUCACGUCGCCGGUGCUGAUCAUCCACGGGACGGAGGACGAGGUGAUCGACUUCUCCCACGGCCUGGCUCUGUUCGAGCGCUGUCCCAAGGCCGUGGAGCCACUCUGGGUGGAGGGGGCGGGACACAACGACAUCGAACUGUACAGCCAAUACCUGGAGCGCCUGCGCCGCUUCAUUGGCCAGGAGCUGGCUGCACAGCACGCCUGAUACCCCCACACCACCU
Molecule: messenger RNA, 5148 nt
Organism: Coregonus sp. 'balchen'
Lineage: Eukaryota; Metazoa; Chordata; Actinopteri; Salmoniformes; Salmonidae
Source: the annotation of a GenBank genome assembly